This is a messenger RNA of Peronospora matthiolae, 849 nucleotides long. NCBI's taxonomy places the organism in Eukaryota, Oomycota, Peronosporomycetes, Peronosporales, Peronosporaceae. The record is from the annotation of a GenBank genome assembly.
AUGAAAGCUCCGCUCCUGUCUCGCUUUGAUCUCGUUCUCAUCCUGCUGGACCGGCCAGAUGAAGAAAGAGAUCGACUGCUGUCGGAGCAUGUAAUGAACUCUCAUGCACGCGGCACGCGCAAGUCGAGGAAGCGCGGGCGAGAAAAUUGUACAUCGAUGAGCUCAUGGACCUCUAGCAAGUGUGCUGACACUCCACCGUCACGCAGUUACGAAGAAGCGGCAGCGUCUGGUCAUCGCAUGCUAUCGCACCGUCUCCGUCAAAACGCGUCCGAGUUCAGCAUGAACCCCAUACCGCUCUACUUUGUGCGCAAGUUCAUCGCCUAUGCUCGCCGGUACGUGCAUCCGCGUCUAUCGCCUGAGGCUGCAGCCGUGCUUCAAAAGAAGUACUUGGAGAUGCGUUCAGCGGGUGAGGGCCAGCACAACUCGACGGACAGCGUUCCCAUAACCACACGGCAGCUCGAAUCGUUGAUACGUCUCUCACAAGCACGUGCUCGAGCGGAACUCGCCGAAACAGUCUCGGUCGAGCAUGCACAAGACGUCGUUGAGAUCAUGCAAGAAUGUUUGCUGGACACGUCCGUCGCUGAAGACGUCAGCCUCGACUUUGGCCGCAGUGGAGGAAUGAGUCUGGCCAAGAAAGUGAAAGCGUACGUCGCACGACUGAUGAAAGCUGCAGCCAGACGCAACACGUCUCUCUUCUCCAUGGACGACUUGCUCGAAGUGGCCGAUAGCAUGGCGCUAAAGGUGGACGACUUUCGAGAUUUCGUGGGCAUUCUACGCAACGAGUGUUACUUGUUGAAGAAAGGUCCGAUGCAGUACAAAGUGCAAGCAUCCUCGUAUAACAUGAUGUAA